Vombatus ursinus (common wombat) is the source of this 2712-nucleotide messenger RNA. RefSeq names its product YAE1, ABCE1 maturation factor (gene YAE1). Bases 1 to 684 code for a protein of 227 amino acids. The transcript is spliced from 3 exons. NCBI's taxonomy places the organism in Eukaryota, Metazoa, Chordata, Mammalia, Diprotodontia, Vombatidae. The record is from RefSeq and is a predicted model, not a curated record.
AUGUCGUGGCUGAGGGCGGCAUGCGCGAGACCCGGGCAGGACGGGAGCGCGGACGCGGACGUCUUCGACGACGAGGCAGACGAGACGCUGCCGGCGCAGCGGGAGUGGAAGAAGCGCGUGGAGCGGCGCGUGCGGGAAGGUUAUAGAGAUGGUGUGGAUGCUGGAAAAGCCGCCGUCCUUCAGCAGGGCUUCAAUCAAGGUUAUAAGGAGGGUGCCGAAAUCAUUGUCAGCUAUGGGCAGCUCAGAGGAACCUUAAGCGCUCUGCUCUCCUGGUGUGGCCUUCAGGAUCGUGGCUCACCUUGGAUCGAGCCCCUGAGUGACCUUCUGGACGCCGUGGGCCAGUGCGAGCAGUCUGUGCUCCAGCGCCUGACAGCCGCCCCUCCCCAACCCCACGUGGCAGAUUUGUUGGAUUCCAUCCAGGACAUGGACCUUUGUCCCUCAGCCCCGGCCUGUGAAAAGAGCGAAGAGGAAGGCCUCGGGAGAUUUGACACUGACUUGAACACAGACUGCCGCCAGGAGGCCGACCCCAGCCGCAGUCCCCUUUCUCCAGGCCAUAGAACACAGAGGGGGUCGCGUCCUGCGAAGCCAAGCUUCUCCUGGAUUGCAGAACAAACCGCCAGCAUCGUGGAACAGCUGGGCUUGUCUGCGGACAUCCUGCAGAACAUCGGGCGACCAGGAAACUAGCUUCACUUUUUGUCACAAAUAAUAUUUUUAAAUCCAUUUUAUAGAUUUGAUUUGAUUUUAUCAACAGUUGGACCAAAAUAUUUAUUGAAUUCUGCUUUAAUCUGUUCAGCCGUUACUGGUGCGCUUGCAGACAUUUAAACUUGAUGUGGCAGAAGCUUCUCUCUCCAUGUCCCCGCCCUCUGCCCUUCACCUCCCACUGUGUCUGCUGCCUUGUCUUACGAAUGAGGAAUUGGGGGAGGGGGGAAGAUUCCUCAAUCCCAGAAGAGUUUUCCCCCAACUCUUUUGUAAUUAUGAGUCUGAUGCACUUUUGUAAGUCCAUUCUCAUCAUAACACCAUCAUUGGGUGCUUACUGGAAUUCUCAGCCUUAAUAACAAAAGCGGACCAGGGCUAAGCACACAUUUCUUCCAUGAUGUCCUUACUUCUGAUCUCAUCACAGAAUCAGAAAUUAGUCUGCCCAGCCCCCACAUCUGGCGCACCUGAAUCAUAGGAACUUGUAUUCUGUGCAUGUAUAGAUGAAACCACUCACGUUUCUGUAGAUCGUUACAGCUUGUAAGUUGCAUCACUCAGCAGCAGCCCAGAGAAGUAGGUCAUGGCAAUAUUAUGAUCCCCAUUACGUAGAUGAGAUCCCUGUGGACACACGGUACCUGGUGAUCUUAGACUCGGGCCAAAGUCUUCUCCAGCCAUUAUGGCACGCCACCCCCAGCCAUCCCAGUAAAAAUGGGGGCAGUGGUAAAUACCAUCCCUGACGUUUGCUUGCCGACCAAAUUAGUUAUGGAAUUAGAAGAUGCCCUCCUGGUUGGCAUGCCUCGCCCCAACAGCUGCCUACAUCUCCUCAUUCACUUCCUCAUGAGUGACAUCUUUGUCUGUUUGAAUCUUCUCCGUGACGGGAGCUCACUACCUCGUGAGAUCUUCUCAGGGUGCUCUGAUUGUCAGGAAGUCCUUAUGUUCCUUUAGCUGGUCGCCACUCUGCCCUCUGCUGCCGCAAAAAAUUAGGUUAAUCCGGGGAGGGGUGAACCACCCAGUAACUGUAGACCCACCUGCAAUCUUUGGUUAACCUCAGGAUGGACCUUGUUGCCUUUUCAUUUAAGCGAACAAAGUGGGGCAGGAUUUUGAUGGCCAUCAGCAACUGUAAGUUAGGGAAGACUUUUCUGGAAUUUUGUGUGACCGACCCCUCUUUGAGCCACAGCAUGGUGUGGUGGACGGUGCCUGGCCUGGAGUCAGAAGACACACGCAGGCCCCUGGGCUCCUUAUCUCGAGCCCAUCCCUGCCUCCUUGGCCUGAACGUCACAUCCCCCACGUCUGCAUCCUUUGCUGGGCACGGGGUUGCUACUGGCCGCUAUGGGCUCUUGUGGCUCUUGGAGUGAGGUCUUCUCCCCAGCGCCAGCCAACAAGCUGCCCACAGUCUCCCCUAGCUCAAAGUUCUUCGGGCAGCAGUAAUUGGAUUGUCUCAGUGCAGUGGAGGGCAUUAGUCAGCUCAGUCCUGGUCCUCAGGCAUCCUGGGGGUGAAGCUUCCUAGAUGUCUCCCAGUCCCUUGGGAAGGUCCACACCACCAGCACCCGGGUUCUCCUGAAGCUUUGGGGUUAGUCUGCAGCCCUGGCUAGUAGCUGGGGCAGUCACAGCCUGCUGGUGGUGGCCACCCCUGCUCAGAAAAGCAGAAGGGAAUGGCUGGGGUCUGAAAGGUUCUCCUUUGGCCCACCCCCUCAGCUUUGGAAAGGGAGGGAGCAAUUCUUGGCCCCUCCCAAGUGGAAAUCCCAAAGCAGCCCAUUAUCUGAGUCAGAGGGCCCCGCUAAGGGAGGGUCCGAAUGCCAACAGACAUCCUCACACACACACUUGGCUACAGUUAGGCCAGGAAUGUUUCCCCACUAAACUGAGCUGCUUAGGGGCAAGGAUUGUUCUUUGUGUGCCCAGCAGAGGCACACAUUAGGUGCUUAAUAAAUGCUUGUUGACUGACUAACUACAAAUUACCUUUUUUACAUUUGAGCUCAUCAAUAAAUUCUCCCUGUGAAGCCACAUUGGUUUCUUUCUAUA